GUCUACGGGGGGCUGUCCCUGGAGUUCGCCAUCGCCUCCUGCGGCGCCACGGGCUCGGUGGUCUGCUGCGCAGGCCUCGGCAGCCGCCCCUGGCUGGCGUGCCUCCUCCCGCUGGCGCUCCUGGCCGCCGUGCUGCCGUGCAGGCUGGCCGUGCUGCAGCAGCGCCGGAUCGGGCGCUACGUGGAGAGGCUGGCGGCGGAGGUCGGCGGGCCGCCGCAGCCGCGCACGCGCAGGUCUGCCAGCGCGGGCCCCAAACAGAAAGUGCAAACGGGCCACCAUCGUGUCCUUCGAGUUUCACGCAGACGACGAGCGGGACUACGAGGCCUCUGCUCGAGCGGCACUGGUGGGCGCUGCCGGUGGCGCUGGCCGUGGCGACCCCCUGCAGCCUGCCGCGGAGGGUGGCGAUGGCCUGCGCGGGCGCCAUGAUGCAGCUCGGUUUCGUCCUGGCCCUCGCCAGCGAGCAGGUCGGCAUGGGCGAGCUGUACACCUCUCGCUGCGGGCAGGUCUCCGCAGCGGCGGACGGCUGGGCCCAACAGGCGGAGCGGUCCAUCCGCGAGCUGCCGCCGUACAGCGCCGCAGCCACGCUCACCACGCUGCUCUCCACCGCCUUCGUGGCUUUCUACGCGCCCGCGAGCGUGUGCCCUCGGCACAGGGAACACCUGGUCUUAGGAUCCCUCUGUUAA
Prorocentrum cordatum is the source of this 683-nucleotide messenger RNA. The record is from the annotation of a GenBank genome assembly. NCBI's taxonomy places the organism in Eukaryota, Dinophyceae, Prorocentrales, Prorocentraceae.